GGUGGGAGGGGCCGGAGGGCGUUGGUCCAGAAACUUUAGCUCCUCUUUAACUCUCGGAGCAGGACAAUUUUGAGCAGAGAGAUUCAGAAGGACAUACGGAGAAACUGCUGCCGCUGUUAAAAAGUCACCAUGUUGGUUCUCCUGGCUGGAAUCUUUGUCCUCCACAUCACCACUGUCAUCCUCUUACUCGCUGCCACCAUUGAGAAUGCUUGGUGGGUGACGAACGGUAUGUCCACUGAUAUUUGGGCUCGCUGGAUUUGGACUGGUUCUAACUGGAACUACACAGAUCUACCCAGAGCUUACCCUGCAGAGUACCUGCAGGCAGUACAGGCGAGCUCCGUGCUGGCGUGUGUGUUCUCUGGCAUCGGUAUCUUUGUUUUCGUGGCUCAGCUCUUCACACUGCCCAAAGGAAAGCGUUUCACUUUCUCCGGAAUCUUCCAGCUACUGGCCUGUUUGUGUAUUAUGAUUGCUGCCUCUAUCUACACGGAUACUUUCCAUAAAAAAGAGAGCGAGGGCCAGUAUGGACCAUCCUUCAUCCUUGCCUGGAUUUCCUUUGCCCUCACCUUUAUCUCUUGUGUCAUCUACUUCAUCCUGCGCAAGAAGACCACCUGAAGAAUGCACAUUGAAAAGCACAAGAAAAGCCCAACAAACUCUUACAAACACACACAUCUGUUAAUGUGUGACUCUAUUCUCACAUCAGGAUCUUAACCACUUAACCUGCAGGCUUAUUAUUCAGUAAAUACUACAAAACUAAUAUGUAAGUUGUGUAGUUACAAGAGAGUACUGUCCAAGCUCCGCCUACAAAUUCAAUCUUUGGUAGCUACUGUUGUGAGGUUGGACAAGCUUUACAGAAUGAUGGGAAAACCCAUUUUUUACAAAAGACAGAAGCAAACUUCAUCAUAGUCGCUCUAUAACACUGAGUCGCUCUAUAACAUACAAAGCAAAAUGUUUGAAAUUAAUAACACUAAAUGUAGGUAUUGUGGCUUGUGUGUUACAGUUUCUCAUGAGUUUGAACAAGAUUUGAGGUUGAACAGAAUAAAUUCUGUUCUGUAAAGCUUGUCCAAUCUAGCAACACUAGCUACAAAACAACAACUUGUGGGCAGAGCUUAGACAGAAUAAUUGAAGUGUGAGCUCAAACAAGAGCCUUUAGGGCAUAAAGGGUUAAAAAGCCAAAGAUGCUGUGAGUGUAAUGGUAUGGGUGUGUUUGCUGGUGUUUGUGGGGCAGUUUUCAGGUCAUAAAUGUUUAUAACCAGUUCUUGUAGAGGCUUCUGGGGAGGACAUGAGAGGUUUUUAGUUCUUCCAUCAUUAAUGUGUUACUGUAUAAAGUGACUUCUAACAGUAUGUGCAAAUGAACAGUUCCUUACUGUUACGACCUAAACAAUGAAAGAGAAAUCAACAUGACAUGUGGAGACCUGCACCAUGGCUGCCAUUUUCAGGGCGAAUGUGUGUAAAUGUAUCAAUGUUAUUUAGGGUCAUGUGUGUAUUAUUGCAAACAGUGUGUGUCUUUAGAGUUACACAUGAGUUGUGAGUCCUGGCACUAACUGGAACAUGUUUGGUUAAAUGUGGGUGGAGUUGGAAUUGGGGGCUGAAUGAAUGCUUUUUUUAUUUAGCACAAAACUAUGAAUGAUUAGUUAUUUUAUUUUUGUUAAAGUAUCUCUUUUAUGCAACAGAAAAAUUUGUAUUAAAGUUUAAUUAACUCACACAAUGGA
Pygocentrus nattereri (red-bellied piranha) is the source of this 1709-nucleotide messenger RNA. RefSeq names its product epithelial membrane protein 2-like. The record is from RefSeq and is a predicted model, not a curated record. The transcript has 5 exons. Lineage: Eukaryota; Metazoa; Chordata; Actinopteri; Characiformes; Serrasalmidae. Bases 130 to 612 code for a protein of 160 amino acids. Gene Ontology annotation, cellular component: plasma membrane.